CCCAACUCCAAACUAGCACCUCCAGGCGGGCUACAGCUAGUAUCUUCAACUUUCUUCUUCCUUCGCCUUCAUUCUCCAAUAUAUUGCUCCUCAAACCUCUUCCAUUUUCAAUUCUUCAUUCAUCUUCUUCUAAUGUCUCACAGGACCCUCGAUUCGCUUCACUCUAUAGAUUCAUGCGCCUUCCAGCUCCACUCCUGGAGACCUUUCCACCUCCAGACCUUAGACUCCGAUCCUCCUAAGCCUUAUUCCACUAUGGGUCUCCACUCCCACGCCCUCACUAAGCGUCCCUGUCUAUCCGAUCGUGCUACUUCAUUUCCCAUUGAUUCAAUCGACAUCUCUAAGCUCUCACUCAUCGACGACGACAAACCCACUGGUAUUGUGGCAAGCCCCUUCAAGCGAGGUAGCUUAAGGUUGAUCGCUCGUAAACGGCGGCGGAAUGGGUCCCGGUCGGUGUCUGGUCGGAGCUCCGAUCGGAGUGGAACUCAACGGUGUUGCUCAGUUGGGGCGUCUGCUGCUCACGGGACCUGCUCGGAUUUCCCGUUAGCUGUAGGGACUGAUUCUAGCGGGGAGCUUUUUGUGAAUGGGGACGCCAAUUGGGCGUCGGAUGUGAGCGAAGCAAAGAAUUCAUCGAGGAGGGAGAGGGAGGAGAAAGAGAAUUUGGGUGUUGGGUUUGGGCAGUUCGGGAAUUUCGAUGCUCAAGGGAACGAGUCUGGUUAUGGGAGCGAGCCGGGAUAUAGGGGGGAUGCGGAGUUCGGGUAUGAGGAUGAGCUUGAUGAGGAGGAAGAAGAUGCAAGGUUGCCGUUUUGGGGCAACCAUUUUGGAGGAGGUAUAGAUUCUAAAAUGGAGAUGGUUGGCGAGAGCACAUUUUUGGAUCAAAAGGCCCAUUACAGAUGUCGUCGCAAGAAGCAUGAUUGCAGAAUGGUCGAUUCGAGAUAACUAAUUGUCAUGAUGGGGUCCUUGUCAAUGUCACCCAGUCGCUUGUUUACUUAUAACUGAGGUUUUUGGACCCAUGGAAAUGCCACGAGUGUUUUGGUAAUGGGACAUGCUAUGACACUUUAUGCGGUUGCUUACCUUUUGCCUUCACUUCCCAAUCUUUGUGAGAUUGUUGCAGCUGGUUACCUCUGCGGGGAUUGGAUUUCCUCUUCAUUUUGAUGCUGAUAUACUCUUGAAUGCUUCUAGUUGAACAACAACAUUGUUGCUAUAAAAAUGUUUUUAAAUGUAAAACAAAUACAGUUGUCAAUUUCAUGGCUUUGAUUUAUGACCAACUUUUUGUAUGAAGCUCAACGGUACCUCUUGAACUCUUGUUGCGCUAAUCUCUUAUGUUCGGUUGAUAAACAGUUGUGAUGCCACUUUCUUGCAAAGAAACAUAAUUGUGGAUUUGCAUGAACGAAAUGAAAAGCUUUCAGGAGAGAAAAAAACCCCUGCCAAAAGAGUGGGGAGAGAUGGUGAGAGAAGCAUUGACAGCGUACAGAGUGCUGCUUCGAGCAAGUCGGAAAUCUUUCGCUGGGGACUAGGUGAUGCUGAACGCGUCAGCCUCCGAGGUCAGGAAGAAAUUCGAAGAGAAUCGUCAUGUUACAUCUCAGACUGAGAUCCAGAGGCUCCUGGAAGAAGCUGGCGAAGCCUCUCACUUCAUUUCUACCAUGAUCGUCCAAGCCAAACUCAACGAAUGGGGCGGCUACGAGAUGAAGCUUGGUCGAGACCAUGCUGGAGCAACAGUUGAGGUUCCAUCUGAAGAGAUUCUUCGGAAGUCUGUGUAAGGAAGAAUGUCUUUAAUAAUACGAAUUACGAAGUAGUUUGUAUAAUGAUGUAUGUUUGAUGACUGGCCCUAGCGCUAUAUUUUCAACAACGUUCUGUUAUGAGCUCCCUGUGAAAGACUAUCCUGUUCUGAGUUCCAUCAAUUACUCUGCUAACAUUUUCUUUAUUUGGUGGAAAUCCAUUUGCGUGCCAAUAUCUUCUGUACUAGAAACAUUAUCAUUGUUAAAAUAACUUGUCACAAGUGUUUUUGCCUUGGGAA
Messenger RNA from Hevea brasiliensis (rubber tree), 2014 nucleotides. RefSeq lists its product as uncharacterized. Lineage: Eukaryota; Viridiplantae; Streptophyta; Magnoliopsida; Malpighiales; Euphorbiaceae. The transcript is spliced from 4 exons. The record is from RefSeq and is a predicted model, not a curated record. Bases 133 to 936 code for a protein of 267 amino acids.